Messenger RNA from Clunio marinus, 246 nucleotides. The record is from the annotation of a GenBank genome assembly. NCBI's taxonomy places the organism in Eukaryota, Metazoa, Arthropoda, Insecta, Diptera, Chironomidae.
AUGCUAUUCAUGUUAUGGGUCUGGUUCGAAGGCAGAAAAAAAUAUCAAACUCAGUUGAAUACAAAACGAGAAGCAUACACACAUUGGUAUGAAAAUUGUGUAGCUAUGAAAUGUUUCUUACGAUUUCUUCUUGUUACGCUGUUCUUUUGCAACAACUUACACAAACUUAAAAGACGAGAGCAGCACCACAUAUUUUACCUGCGUGAUUUACGAUCAAAUAAAGCAAAACAAGAUUCUAAACAUUGA